Messenger RNA from Strongylocentrotus purpuratus (purple sea urchin), 602 nucleotides. RefSeq lists its product as uncharacterized. The record is from RefSeq and is a predicted model, not a curated record. Bases 189 to 602 code for a protein of 137 amino acids. Lineage: Eukaryota; Metazoa; Echinodermata; Echinoidea; Camarodonta; Strongylocentrotidae. The transcript has 3 exons.
GUAGUGACGUCGAGCGAGCUAAGUUAACAAAGUGGAACGCAAGAAAAUUAAUGGAGAAAAAAAAAUCCAUUGAAAAUCGUUUUAUGCGUGAAAGAGCUGUGGAUAUAUUAUAGGAUAGCAAGCUAUUGAGGAUUCAUAACGUCAUUAGUUAACGUCAGAAACAAGUCAAGUCUCUUGAAAGUAUCAGCAUGAAAAUGAAGAUCAUCAUUCUUCUAUUGGGCAUCAUAGCCCCGGCUUUUGCCUAUACUGAUUCGCAAUGUUCGAGCUACGACCAUGAGACGUACGGGUGUGUAGGAGAAUGUAUCUCUACAGGUGAUUGUCCUGGUUCUAAAUACCAGAGUUAUCUCUGUCCCACACAGCCGGCUGGUAUCAAAUGUUGCUUUACAGCGGACACUGAUGCACAAUGUGCAAACUACGACCACUCGACGUAUGGAAGGGUGGGAAGCUGCAUUGAAUCUAGUCAGUGUCCUCACAGCAACUACAUCUCUAAUCUGUGUCCAACCAAGGCAAACAGUAUCAAAUGCUGCUUCAGCAAGCCAGAAGGAACAUGCGGAGGCGGAGGCGGAGGCUGUAAGAACGCCCUCAAGUAUAUUAUCAUAUGA